AGACGUAUGGGCUCAGUUAGCGAUGGUCAUUUAGAUAAACAGUCGCUACUUAACGAUUAGUUACCAUCGUGGUACAAUAGAGACAACGCAACGUCUUAUUGUCCUUAUAUUAAAUGUAUGUGAUGCGAUAAUUGUUACCAGUAUCUUAUAUAUAAAUAAUAUUAUGGGUCGGAGAAACGGCAUCGUUGGGAUUCUUUUCGUCCUCACGUGUGCCCUUUCCUUAUGGGAUCUAGUUGCAAAUGCUGUUAACAUCGAUUCAAAUGCCGCUGCAGAGCUCGAAGAUUUUAUUCUAGAAGAUGAAUUAGUCAUAUCAUUUCAAAAUCUUAAGGCUCGGAAACGAACGAAGGCAUCUGUUGAAACUUUGUUUGCAGCAGAUUUUCCAGGAUCUCGACAAAAACUAGUUCUCAUGCUCGAUCGCAGGCACAAAAGAGUUAUUGUGGAAACAGUAGAAAAUGGGAAGAAUCGUGUUCAAUACUUUACAAUCGAUUCAUUAGAAGACAAUACUCACAUAAAUUCUUUAAUUUUUGUGGUUAAUCAAAAGCAACCCGGAGCUCACAUAACGUUGGUGCUUAACUGUCUUUCUUAUGGAAAAAUAGCAACCCCUAAAGCCAUGAAAGACAUGUAUUUUUCAAUGGAUGAUCCGUCAAUACAAGUCUACACAGAAAGAAAAUACUUCGUUGGAUUUGAUAAAGGAGACAAUUUACGAAACGUGUUCAGUCGAAACGAAUGUCCCAGUUUAACGUUAUCUAACGAAUAUAAACGAUCACCACUUUACAAUACAUUUGAAGAAGACGAUCCCAACAUUCAAUCAGAUAGAGCAGACAUACCGCUGGUCUCAGCUUUAGAUGAUGGUGCAAUUCUAAACGCCUUAAACAAUCUAAUAAAAGCGGUCAACAAACUCUCUGGAGACGUUCAGAAUCAGCAAAACGUGAUCGAUCAUCUGCGCCGGCUUAUUGAAGAGUGCGAAUUGUGUAAACAGCCAAAACCUAUUCAAAUACAAGCCACUUGUGCAACUCAUCCGCCAGACUGCUUCCCAGGAGUUCGUUGUCAUGAUACUCCAGAAGGCCCUAGGUGUGGAUCGUGUCCCAGGGGAUAUAUUGGUAAUGGCUACGAAUGCACUCCAGGGCGAACUUGCAGCGAGAAUCCUUGUUUCCCGGGAGUGCGUUGUCGGGAUAUAGAAUCUCCACCAGGAUAUCAGUGUGGUCAGUGUCCAUCUGGAUACGAGGGCGAUGGCGAACAUUGCGACAGAAGAUCAGGAUGCCAAUACGAACCAUGUCAUCCUGGGCAGAGAUGUAUAGAAAUAUCAGCUCCGCCAUAUUAUAAAUGCGAAGGAUGUCCACCGGGUUUUACAGGAAACGGAGAACAAUGUAGAGAUCUAGAUGAGUGCGACUUGGCUCGGCCUUGUCACCCUGACACCUCCUGCACCAACCUGGAACCCGGUUACAUUUGUGGACCAUGCCCUGCUGGAUACACCGGAGACUCUGGUGGUGUUCGAAGGGUUGGCAUAGAGGAAGCUGAAAGGAAUAGACAACAAUGCUACGACAUUGACGAAUGUCGGGAUAAUCCUUCAAUAUGUGGACCGAACUCCAUUUGUGAAAAUAGUCAAGGUUCCUAUUCCUGUAGGAGUGCAUGUGGUGAAAAUUUCAUUUUUGUAAACGCGAGUUUCGGAUGUUCGCCAAAAGAAGGACAUUGCCCCGAUGGAUUACAUUGUCCACCAAAUUCUCAAUGUGUUCCUUUGGUUGGUGGUAGAUACAGAUGUGGCUGUCGAUUUGGUUAUGUGGGAGAUGGAACAGUUUGUGGGCGGGAUACAGACUUGGAUGGUUGGCCCGACCAUGAUUUACACUGUAGCAGUCCCAAAUGUCGCAAGGAUAACUGCGUUGACCUUCCUAAUUCUGGCCAAGAAGACGCCGAUGGAGAUGGUCUUGGUGAUAAAUGUGAUCCUGACGCGGAUAAUGACAGAAUACCGAAUGGACCCGACAACUGUCCAUUAGUAGCUAACCCUGAUCAAGCCGAUUCCGACAUUGGUGGUCCAGAUCGACAAGGAGAUGCUUGUGACAAUUGUCCAACAAUGCCUAACUAUGACCAGUCAGAUAUUGACCACGACGGUAGAGGUGAUGUUUGUGACGAUGACAUGGAUGGAGACGGAAUCUAUAACGAACGUGACAACUGCCCAAGGCAUCGCAAUACUGAUCAAAGAGAUCAAGAUAGGGACGGCAUUGGUGACGCUUGUGACAAUUGUCCGCAAGUACCAAAUCAAGAUCAGACUGAUUCAGAUUUGGACGGAGUAGGUGAUAUUUGUAGUAGAGGAGGAGACAGAGACCAUGAUGGCAUUAUUGAUGAACGAGAUAAUUGUCCUCAAAAGGCUAACGCCGAUCAAGCUGACACUGACGGAGAUGGAAGAGGUGAUGCAUGCGAUCCUGAUAUCGAUGGCGAUUCAAUUAUCAAUGAAAAAGAUAACUGCGUCUACGGCUACAAUCCUGAUCAAAAAGAUUUUAACGGAAACAAUGUAGGAGAUGUGUGUGAAGACGACUUCGAUUUAGAUACUGUUCCAAACGACCUAGAUAACUGUCCUAAUAACUCUUUGAUUCAUACCACUGACUUUAGUAGAUAUAUGACAGUCGCGCUAGAUCCUGAGGGUGAAUCUCAAAUAGAUCCAAACUGGGUAAUUUAUGCGAAAGGUGCAGAAAUUUGGCAAACUAUGAACAGCGACCCUGGCCUUGCUGUUGGUGAAGAUCGUUUUGGUGGUGUUGACUUUGAAGGUACUUUCUACGUGGAUACGGAAAUAGACGAUGACUAUGCAGGUUUCGUUUUCAGUUAUCAAAGCAACAAAAAAUUCUACGUAGUGAUGUGGAAGAAACAUUCUCAACCAUACUGGCAGCAUACACCAUUCAAUGCGGUAGCCGAUCCCGGAAUUCAACUGAAGGUCGUUAAUUCGGAAACCGGUCCCGGAAAAAUCCUCAGAAAUUCCUUAUGGCAUACAGGAAAUACUCCCAAUCAAGUAAAAUUACUUUGGAAAGAUCCUCGAAAUGUAGGAUGGAAAGAAAAGACUCCAUAUCGUUGGUUACUUCAUCACCGACCUAAAAUAGGACUAAUUCGUUUCAAACUAUUUGAAGUUGACAGAAAAGUUGCUGACUCCGGAAAUGUUUAUGACACAACAUUAAGAGGUGGAAAACUUGGAGUAUUCUGCUUUUCGCAAGAGAUGAUUAUUUGGUCUGAUCUUCUGUAUCGUUGUAAUGAUGCUGUACCUCAAUCGAUUUACGAUGAUCUGCCGCCAAAACUAAAAAAGCUAGUAAAUAUUGAUAAUUCAAGGAUAUCAUCUAAAAUUGUUUAUGAAUAAACCACUUGUUAGAAGUGAAGAAUUAUCUUUCUUGAAAGACAAGUUCGGAAGUCAUUGAUUGACAGAUAUUGAUUGACAAAUAUAACAGUAUUUAAACUGUGCCAGUUCGUUUUAUACCUAUGUACUUAUCAAAAUAAAACUAAGUGUUACAAUAAUGUGUAAUUAAACCUAUCUAAAUAAAUUAGAACUUUACUACUA
This is a messenger RNA of Agrilus planipennis (emerald ash borer), 3535 nucleotides long. RefSeq names its product cartilage oligomeric matrix protein. Gene Ontology annotation, cellular component: extracellular region. NCBI's taxonomy places the organism in Eukaryota, Metazoa, Arthropoda, Insecta, Coleoptera, Buprestidae. Gene Ontology annotation, molecular function: calcium ion binding. The transcript has 16 exons. The record is from RefSeq and is a predicted model, not a curated record. The coding region runs from base 164 to 3337 and encodes 1057 amino acids. Gene Ontology annotation, biological process: cell adhesion.